AAUGAGAUCACAACUGUGUCGUUGAUCGGCUCCUGACAGGUACGGUGAUGUCGCCAGCCAGCGGACGACGGCUACCGACAGCGGUGGACAGGCCACCUUGUUCCGUGUCUAGUAUUUAGGGUUAAGGGAUGAAGUGCUGCUUCGGUCGGAAGGCAACAGCUAACGUCACACCGGACUGCGGAGGACCGAAGCCUACCGAUGUAGCCUAGCACCCUGCUAGCUAGCCACGGAGAGAAAGCUGUGGUUGUCCUGCAUGAUGUGUGAAGGUCGUGAGGCUAGAGAGCAGUGCCUGUCCCUCUCUCCUUCAUCUUGGGCCAGCCCUCCCGUUUAACCAUAUACCCGAAGUCUCUCGCCCAAUCUGCCAAGAUGACCGACAGGAAGGAGCCACCCUUCUUUAAUGAUGACAGCGUGGGAGCGUUUCACUAUAAGCUCCCUUUCUAUGACACUAUGGAGCUCUUCAUAGAGACACUGACAGGGACCUGUUUUGAGCUGCGUGUGUUGCCCUAUGAGGCUGUCAUUUCAGUCAAGGCAAAGAUCCAGAGACUGGAAGGUAUCCCUGUUGCCCAGCAACACCUUAUCUGGAACAAUCUGGAGCUGGACGAUGAACACUGUCUACAUGACUAUGGUAUUGCAGAGGGCUGCACUUUGAAGCUGGUCUUGGCUAUGAGAGGAGGCCCAAUUAACACCAGGAGAGUAACCAUGGAUGAUCCUAUCAAAGAGGUUUCUGACCUGCUGGAGAGCACAAAGGAGGAGGGUUGGGAGAAAAGCCUGUCCAACAAGCAGGUUACGUUCGUGGUCUAUCGAGAAAAUGACCAGCUAAACUUCUUCCGAGUGGUCGACAGGGGAGAUGGCACCUUGACCCCUCUGUCUGAAUCCAUGAGUGGUGGCUCGGUGUACAACGUGUGCGCAGAGGAGGAGGAGGAGGAGGAGGAGGAGGAGGAGGAUGCAGAGUGUUCUGCAGCUACACAGCAAAGCCUUGAGAACUCCAUCACCCUGAACAAAAUGAAGCUACUCAAAGCCAAGAUGGAGGACAUGAACCUAAACAAGAAGCCGAAGAAGUCAGCAAAGGUAAAACCACGCCCCCCUGUCAACCCACAUCCCUGCGCUGUGCCUACCAGCACACGACACCACCAUCGCCUCUUUCGUUCUCUCUCCCAUAUAAACCAGCCUUGGCAGUCAAAUGUACAACUACCUCCAAUCGCGGACCACGAAUCCAUAGACCCCUUCCUGCCCUCUGCUGCUGCAUCCUCUGCCCACUUUUCUGUCCAUAGACGACCCCCUCCAUCUUUCUCAUCGCCAUCUUGUUAUAUGCUUCAGGAGGAGGAGCCAUGGGAGACAUGCCCACCAUUUGCAAAGAUCCGGCCCCCUCCCAAAGUGUCCCGGUUGGACAUUGGCAGCACCAGGUUGAUGAGGGACUGUGUGUACCCUCAGCUCCCUCCACUGUGUAUCAGAGGUCCACCUGAGGCAACCUUUGACCCAGCUGAGCCCGCAGGGGAGGCAGUAGGGCUGAGUUUGUUAGAGGAAGCUCCUGGGCUGAUGUUGCCAGCUCAACCUGGAGCUUUGUUUGGGGAACUGUUGGACCAUCUGAAUCUAGAUGUGUCCACCGAGCCAGAGGGAGGUCGUGGGUCACUCGAGGUUGGGGCUCAGCACCAGUUGCCGCUCUCCCCAUCCCCACUCGGUACCUGGACACUUGGGACAAGUGAUACUCUCACCAGCAGAGGUGAUGGGACACUGCUCGGCACACCUUUUCAUAUCGACCCGCCCUCGCCAUUGCCCGUCUCCCCGUCACCAUCAACUUCUACCAGACCGCUGCCUCAGGCUUUUGAUUCCAUGAUCUCCUGUUUACAGCCCAACCUACAAGCCCAAUCUGCAGCACAAGUGAAGCCAGGUAGCACAUCCCCUCACCCCUCCACCACCUUGUCAACUCAUCAGCUAAACAUUCGUGGUGUUAAAGUGGAGUCACCUGGCAAGAGGCCAGAGCUCAUCACCAAGAGGGAAGCAAGAGGCAUCACUAAGAUGGCCAACCAAGCCUGGAAGGAGCCGGUUGGGACCCUGAACAACUCUGAACUCUUGGCAUCUCUCUCCAAAAGGGCUCCAGCCAGCAGCAGCAGCAGCAGCAGGGAUGGCCUUGGAGAGAGUCUGGGACUCACAUUUGCAUUGCCCCCUGCCACGGCCUCAGGACCGGGCAGCCUUGGCUCCAGGCUGCCAUCCAUCCCAUCUAACAGGCUCCUUCAGGAUGACCUGAUAAGACAAAUGUCACCGUUGCACCGAGCAGCAGCCUCCUACAUGGCCACCAACCCUCUGGCAUCAGCCGGGGGAGUCAUGACAUCAUUCGGGAGAAUAGGCACUCCAACAUACCACCUACCUCCAGUCAAGGCUCCCACAGGCAGCAAGAAGAAGAGCUCAAAGCAUUGCUUCCUCUGUGGCAAGAAGACUGGCCUGGCCACCAGCUACGAGUGCAGGUGUGGUCACAACUUCUGUGGCACCCACCGCUACGCAGAGACUCACAGCUGCACUUACGACUACAAGGGUGCCGGACGGAGAUUUCUGCAAGAGACCAACCCUCUCGUCAGUGCUCCUAAGCUGCCUAAGAUCUAGAUCAUUCAACCCGUGCAGAGAGACGGAACUUAUUCACCACUGUGUGCUUUUUUUUUUUUUUUUUUUUUUUUUUUUUUUUUUAAAUCAGCCAAGUUUGCUUAAAAUUUAGAUAAAAUAUUCUGUAAAGCCAAGUGUGAACAAACAAGAGUAGACUGAAAUGGCAAAGAACUGAUUAUCACUUCUUGACAAUGUGAAGAUGUUUAUCCUUUUUAUCUGUUACCAAGCUCUUUUUCCAUUCCAUAAAAACAAAACUACAAAAAUGCUUGUAUGUAGGUAGUUUUCUGCUAAAUAUAACUGCUGCACGUUCAGACAUAUCUUUUUUUUAGUUUGUCAGCCUUUUUAAAAAAAAAAAAAAAAAAAAAGAUAGGACCGCUGAUGACUUUUCAUUCGACAAGUCUUUGAAAGAUGCACUUUAGAACUAUCAUAUUUAUACAUUUGACUUUCCUUAUUGUGUCGGGAAAGAAUACUUACAUUUCUGUGUUUUGUCUUAUAAAGUGUUUUAUGUUGUCGUCACUCAGAUUUUUAUAUUCUUCACCUCUAAAUGUCUUGCUUACAUGGGCACAUACAUACAGACAUCACUAAUGAAAUCUUUCUCGAUAAAGAACAGUACACCCGCUCAUUGAUGAAAUACUUAAUAUUUAUUAAUGAACAGUACUUAUUUAAAAUUAAGGUUGGUUUUUAAGAUACUAAGUAUGCAAUGUGUGUAAGUGUGAAUGUCAGUUGUAAUCUGGUUGCUCUGUAAUUCUAUCAAGUAAACUGUAUUAGGAUGGGGGGGGGGGGGGGGUUAUGAUAUUUAUGAUGUGUCUACAGGUAAGAUGCUUGCCAUAAAAAAUAUUUUGUAAGUCUUUUUUAUUGCUCAGCUGUUGCAAAAACUUAAAAAUGCUGUUAUAGUGUCUACAGGAGUUUGAUCUAAUAAAGUUUCUUUCCAUAUA
Messenger RNA from Anoplopoma fimbria (sablefish), 3530 nucleotides. It is a transcript of the gene zfand4, whose product is annotated as zinc finger, AN1-type domain 4. Gene Ontology annotation, molecular function: protein binding; zinc ion binding. Lineage: Eukaryota; Metazoa; Chordata; Actinopteri; Perciformes; Anoplopomatidae. The coding region runs from base 367 to 2598 and encodes 743 amino acids. The transcript has 10 exons. The record is from RefSeq and is a predicted model, not a curated record.